This is a messenger RNA of Triticum turgidum subsp. durum (durum wheat), 708 nucleotides long. The record is from the annotation of a GenBank genome assembly. NCBI's taxonomy places the organism in Eukaryota, Viridiplantae, Streptophyta, Magnoliopsida, Poales, Poaceae.
AUGGCCGGAGCAGUAGACGAUCUGAAGCUGCUGGGCGCGUGGUACAGCCCGUACGUCCUGCGAGUGCGCCUUGCCCUCAGCAUCAAGGGCAUCAGCUACGAGUACGCAGAGGAGGAACUCCAGCACAAGAGCGAGCUGCUCCUCCGGUCAAACCCCGUCCAUAACAAGGUCCCCGUGCUGAUCCACGGCGGCAACCCCGUCUGCGAGUCGCUGGUCAUCCUACAGUACAUCGACGAGGCUUUCGGCGGAGCCGGCCCCGCCCUCCUCCCGGCCGACCCCUACGAGCGCGCCGUCGCCCGGUUCUGGGCCGCCUUCAUCGAGGACACGCUCGUGAAAGCGAUGAACCAGGCGUCAUGGAGCAAGACGGAGGGGGAGAAAGUGGAGGGGAACAAACAGGCGACUGCUGCCUUGAACACCCUGGAGGCGGCCCUGAGGGAUAUCUCCAAGGGGAAGCCCUUCUUUGGAGGCGACAGCGCCGGGUAUGUGGACAUCGUCCUCGGCGGCCUCCUCGCAGGGGUGCGCGCCAUGGAGGCGAUGCUGGGCGUCAAGGCCUUCGACCCAGUCACGAUGCCGCUCCUGGCCGCGUGGGCAGACCACUUCGGCGCGCUGGACGAGGUGGUGGCCGUGAUGCCGGACGUGAGCAGGCUGGUGGAGCUCUUCAUGACGAUGCACGCUCAGAUUGCGGCCGAGGCCGCCACAGCAAACUAA